AAACUACAUCUACACGCGGAAGUAAACGUCAACGAACCUUAAGACUAAGAAAUUGAAUUUUCAAACGGAGUGUGGGCGAAGAACAUAAAUUGUAUUAAAGACGACACAGAAGUGAAAAGUAUAUUUUAAAAGAACAGAAAACAAAAAAGAAAAGAAAAGAAAAGAAAAUUUGUGGAUCGUGGGAAAAAGGACAAGGACAUCAACGGAUGCGAACGGUACAAACAAGGGAACUUUUCUUCAAUUUCCAUAUCCGGACUAAGGAUGCUAAUGGAUUAUGGAGAAUGAUUCAAACUGGGGAAUGAUUACUGCUGUGAAUCUUAGUCACUGCUACCAAUAUUAUUGAGUUAUAAGCUUAUCAAUGGCUCCUGGAGGCAGCACUUACAAAGAAGUUCUUGAGUCUCACUCCACAGCGACUGACUAUGACAUAGCAAUGACAAAAGCAGACACUAAUCUUACACCUGCAAAAACUACUGCUGGCUUGAGUGGAAAAAAGGGAACCUCUUCACCCAAUGGUGUCCAUGAGCUACUUGAAUGUCCUGUAUGCACGAGUUUAAUGUACCCUCCGAUCUACCAGUGUCCAAGUGGCCACACCUUAUGUUCAAACUGCAAGAGUAGAGUGCACAACUGUUGCCCAACUUGCCGCCAUGAGCUUGGAGAUAUAAGGUGUUUGGCUUUGGAGAAAGUUGCAGAGUCAUUAGAACUUCCCUGCAGAUAUCAAAGUCUAGGUUGUCAUGAUAUCUUUCCAUACUACAGCAAGCUCAAGCACGAGCAACAGUGUCGAUUCCAUCCAUACAACUGCCCAUAUGCUGGGUUUGAGUGCUCUGUCACUGGGGACAUCCCAACCCUUGUUGAGCAUCUCAAGGGUGAUCACAAGGUUGACAUGCACGAUGGGUGUACCUUCAACCAUCGAUAUGUCAAAUCAAAUCCUCAGGAAGUUGAAAAUGCCACAUGGAUGCUAACUGUGUUCAACUGUUUUGGGAAGCAAUUCUGCUUGCAUUUUGAGGCUUUCCAGCUUGGAACAGCACCAGUCUACAUGGCCUUUCUGCGAUUCAUGGGUGAUGACAAUGAAGCAAAGAAGUUCAGCUACAGUUUGGAAGUCGGUGGCAACAGCCGCAAGCUAAUAUGGCAGGGAGUUCCAAGAAGUAUCAGGGACAGUCAUAGGAAAGUUCGUGACAGUCAGGAUGGACUCAUCAUUCAAAGGAACUUGGCUCUCUACUUCUCUGGAGGUGAUCGGCAAGAGCUGAAGCUGAGGGUCACCGGCCGAAUUUGGAAAGAAAGUGAAUUAUGGAAAGACAAUGGAUGUUAGGGUGAAUGUACAUUAUCCAAAAGGUUCUAAGACCCCACUUGGGGCUGCUUCAAUAUGGCAAAUGGAUGAAGUUUGAUACAUUGUUAUUGGGGUUGGUUUCUUCUUUUUGUGUUGAAGUUGUAAUUCUGAUGGGGGUUUGGAGUCUCUUUACAAACUGAAUCAAAUGAAACUGAACUUGUAAUUCACUACUAUGGAAAGAUUGUAGUUGAAAGUAAUCUUGAAAAAUGAAACUUCACAUUUUGCAUUAUGUUGGAGAAGAUUCAUGCAA
Messenger RNA from Vitis riparia (riverbank grape), 1574 nucleotides. Its product is annotated as putative E3 ubiquitin-protein ligase SINAT1. Bases 359 to 1306 code for a protein of 315 amino acids. The record is from RefSeq and is a predicted model, not a curated record. The transcript is spliced from 4 exons. Gene Ontology annotation, molecular function: ubiquitin protein ligase activity; protein binding; zinc ion binding. NCBI's taxonomy places the organism in Eukaryota, Viridiplantae, Streptophyta, Magnoliopsida, Vitales, Vitaceae. Gene Ontology annotation, cellular component: cytoplasm. Gene Ontology annotation, biological process: ubiquitin-dependent protein catabolic process; multicellular organism development.